Molecule: messenger RNA, 6364 nt
Organism: Centropristis striata (black sea bass)
Lineage: Eukaryota; Metazoa; Chordata; Actinopteri; Perciformes; Serranidae
Product: suppressor of cytokine signaling 7-like
Exons: 10
Coding region: 421-3267 (948 amino acids)
Biological process (GO): intracellular signal transduction; phosphatidylinositol phosphate biosynthetic process
Cellular component (GO): phosphatidylinositol 3-kinase complex
Molecular function (GO): 1-phosphatidylinositol-3-kinase regulator activity
Source: RefSeq, a predicted model, not a curated record
AGGAGCUCUCCGGUACCGGCAGCUGUUCGGUUGAUGAGUUUGGGUUUUUAUCAGCUGAUCGAUUAUUGAUCCCGCCGCCGCGCCGCCGCCGCGCGCUCCCGCCAGCCGCCAUGUCGUCUCACCGGAGGAUGGUUCGGUAGUCGGUAGGAGGCUAACAGCGGGCUAACGUCACCGAGCGGCGCAACGGACGGGUUUCUCAUGUCGGUCCAUGUUCAGCGGAGCCGUUACCGUCUCGACCCGGACCGGACGUUACAUGUCCGUCGGCCGGAGCUCCGCCGGGCGGCCUGGUUCGCUUAGCGGGGAGGAGGCAGCAGCUAGCCGCCGUUAGCUCCGUUAGCUCCCAGCUGUUUAUUUAUAUCGGUGUUAUGUAAGAGGAGCCCGGUUAGCCGAGCUAGCCACGUUAGCUCUGUUAGCUUCAGGAUGAAUGACGCGCAGCAGGAAAUGUCUCCGGACUUCGUCCUGAUGCGGCUCGUCUCCGCGGCGGAGUACGACCGGCUGGACGAACCGGACAGCCGGAUGUCCGGCGGCGGCGGUUUCGGGUCCGUUAAGGCCGGGCUUGGGCACCAUGGCGGCGGGUUUGAUCUGGAUCCCAGCGGCCCCUCGCCGGGCCUCGGCUCGGCCUCCCCGCAUUACAGCUCCCCGCUGCCCGGGAAGAGCGAGCUGGACGGCGGGCUGGGGCUGCCGACGGCCCCGCCGGGCUCCGAGUCCCCGCGGUCCCCCCCGCCGGAGGACUUUGCCGUCGCAGCGCAGCGGUUCGUGGACUUCCCGGUUCAGCAUGGCUCGCAGCUGAUGGUGUUUCAGAACCUGCUGCGGUCCGGAGACCGGAUCCUGGAGUGUGGACUGGAGCAGCCGCCCCCAGAGAGACAGAAACAGCAGCUGGACUCUGGAUCCGGAACUGGGCCCGGGAGCACCACAGCCGGGCCCGGACCUGGCGGCGGGUCCGACCAGAACUUGCACAGCGUCCCAUCUGCUGAAGAGAACCUGCCCCCGCAGCAGCUCCUCCAGUGGCACCCGGUCCUCAGACUGUCCAAGGGGUCCGACGGAUCCCAGACCUCCCAGCAGGACAUACCGGCUCUGGACUCUGAGUCCAGGUCGGUCCUGUGCCACCGACACCGCCUGCUGACGGACCGAUUGGCCAAGUGGCCCCCGGGCCUGCUUGACCAGGCGCUGCAUCUGGGCUUGCUGGAACCCCGGAAGAACUAUUCCAGCGGGGACGAGGACCCGGUUCUGGCUCUGGCCCGGAGGCUGGGUCAGCUGGGUGAGGGCAGGGAGGGGGUGGGGGGCGGCGAGGUGGUGCUGCCGCUGUCUCGGUGCUCCUGUCAUGGUGUGCUGGCCUCGGGGGCGGGGGGCGAGGAUCCCAGCGAGACCAGUGACGCCCUGCUGGUCCUGGAAGGUCUGGGAUCUGAGGAGGUGAGUGGACUCGGGCAGGAUGCAGAGAAGGGGGAGAGAGUGGGGGGUGGCGGUGGGACGUCUGGAGGGGCGGGGCCUGUGUUCUCCGGGGGGACUCUGAGCGGUCUGAUGCGGCAGGUCCACAGACUGGCAGAGGAGGCAGGCGUCUGCACUGACCAGAGCUGCCGGUCUUCUCUGGCGGUCCUCGGCGCCGCUGUGUCUCUCCCCUCCUGCGUAGCCCCCCGUCCCCCCAUCAGUGGCGACACCCCCCCCUGCCCGUACCCCCUCCAGGCAGCCGCCCUCCCAGCCUCCCCGGACCCCCUCCCGUCCUCCAGCGCUGGUCCGGCCCUGCGCCACCAGCACCAGUCCCGCUCGCAGCCCCAGAGCCGCGCCACCACCCCCAAGCUGGGUGUGGCGUCUGGGGGUCUGGGGCGGUGCUCCUCCCCCCUGGUGGUCCUGGAGGGUGGGGGAGAGAAGACGCCGCGGCGGGGGAAGUCGAGGAAAGGCGGGUCCCUGAAGGUCCGGCUCAGCAAGCUGUUCAGAACCAAGAGCUCCAGCGGCGGCUCAGGGGGGCUGCUGGACAAGAGGCCAUCCCUGGCCUCGUCCACCUCAUCUGGGGGGAGUCUGCUGGACGUGUGGGGGUCAACCUGCAGCAGCUCGGAGCCCGACAGGCUGCAGGUGUCCAGGCCUCACAGUGCCUUCUCUCCGGUGCCCUUCACACCUGCUUUCACCGGUGAGACGGUGUCUCUGGUGGAUGUGGAUAUUUCUCGGAGGGGGGUGAACUCUCUGCACCCCCCGACCCCCCCUCCUCCUCCCAGACGGAGCCUCAGUCUGCUCGAUGACUUCGGGGGUCCUCCUCAGCAGCAGGGUGCAUUCAUGGAGCGUGGUGUAGGGGCAUCCAUGCAGUCUCUGCCCCCACGACCGCUGGCCCUGCCCCCCUCCCUCAACGCCAUCCAGCACAGCCUGAGCCUCAACGACACGUUCCUGCGAGGUCUCCCGCGGCCCAUCCCUCUGCGGCCGGACGGUCAGCUGGCGGCACCGCGGCUCGCUCCCCGCUGCCCGCUUAGCCGCCCCGACGCCGGCAGCUUCGCCACCAGCCUCAGAGAGCUGGAGAAGUGUGGCUGGUACUGGGGCCCGAUGAACUGGGAGGAUGCUGAGAUGAAGCUGAAGGGGAAACCAGAUGGGUCAUUCCUGGUCCGGGACAGUUCAGACCCCCGAUACAUCCUGAGUCUGAGCUUCAGGUCCCAGGGGGUCACACACCACACACGCAUGGAGCACUACAGAGGGACCUUCAGUCUCUGGUGUCACCCUAAGUUCGAGGACCGCUGUCACUCAGUGGUGGAGUUCAUCGAGCGCGCCAUCAUGCACUCCAAGAAUGGGAAGUUCCUCUACUUCCUGCGCUCCAGAGUCCCCGGUCUCCCCCCGACCCCGGUCCAGCUCCUGUAUCCGGUCUCCAGGUUCAGCAGCGUUAAAUCUCUGCAGCAUCUCUGUCGUUUUUGCAUCAGACAGCUGGUCCGGAUCGACCACAUCCAGGAGCUGCCGUUGCCCACGCCUCUGAUCUCGUACCUGAGGAAGUUUUAUUACUACGACCCUGAGGAGGAGAUCAGCUCGAACCUGAAGGAUAGAAGACCAGAUCCCAGUCUGCAGUCGAUCCAGCAAUCGGUCCAACAGUCGGUCCAGCAACCGGUCCAACAGUCGGUCCAACAGUCGAUCCAGCAACCGAUCCAGCAACCGGUCCAACAGUCGGUCCAACAGUCGGUCCAGCAGCAGGGGGUCCAGCAGCAGGGGGUCCAACAGCAGGGGGUCCAACCGGUCCAACCAGUCCAGCAUCAGGGGGUCCAGCAGUUCCAGCAGCAGGAGGUCAAGUCUGAAACGUAGCACUGGAGCCGCAGAGGACAGCUUGUUUUCUUUUCUUUGUCUUUCUUUGGUUCUCGGACUUGGUCAGCUGACGGACCUGCAGCCAAUCAGCUCCCUCUACUCAGUCCUGUAUCUGGGCGGGUUUCAGAUGAUCCACCCUCCUCCGAGCACUCUGAUUGGCUCUCAUGGAGAGUCAACGGGGGGAGGGGGGACUGGGGAUGUGGAGACUCCGCCUCUCUCUUGAUGUCAUCACUGAGCAGCUGGACGAACUAUGACAUCACCGUUAGCGAAGACGCUAAAAAACAAAACAAAGAACCUCGAAGAGACUUUCAGUCGCCUUUAGGAUCCUUAAACUUCCAACACGAACACUAAAAUAUGUUUAAAUACGUUUAAAAAGGAAACAAACGCACAGAAGGUCAGAGUUCAACUUCAGCACGCCAAGUCAAAAAUAAUCCAAAACAUGUCACGUCUUUCACCGCAACUUGAAGACAACCUGGACACUCACCUGGACAUACACCUGAACACGUCUGAACACACACCUGGACACGCACCUGGACAUACACCUGAACACACACCUCAAUUCACACCUCGACAUGCACACAAACUCACCUGAAUUCACACCUGCACACACACGCAAACACAAACCUGAAUUUACCUGCAAGCACACACAGAAACACACCUGGACACACCUUGACACACCUGAACACACACCUGGACAUACCUGCACACACCUGAACGUACCUGCACACACCUGAAUUCACACCUAAACACACACCUGAACACACAUAAACACACACCUGAAUACACACACAAACACCCUUAGACACACACCUGGACACAUACCUGAAAUCACAUCUGAACACACCUGGACACACACAAACACACCUGAAUUCACAUCUGAACACACACCUAAACAAACUUGAACACACACAUAAACACAAACCUGAACUUACAGGGAGACACACACACAUAAAGACACCUGGACACACUUGAACACAGACCUGAAGUCACCUGGACACACCUGAACACACAUAAAGACACCUGAAUUCACACCUGAACUCACCUGGACACACACCUGAACUAACACCUGAACACACCUAGACAUACACCUGAGCACACACCUGAUCUCACCUGAACACACCUAAACACACACUUAACUAACUCCCAGCACACCGGAACUAACACCUAAACUCUCAUCUGGACACAUCUGAAUACACACCUGAACACACACCUGAAGUCACCUUGACACACCUAGACACACCCGAACUCACACCUAAACACACUUGAGCACACACACAAACAAACGCACACCUGAACUUACCUGAAGACUCACAUAAACACACUUGAACACACAAACCUGGACACACCUGAAUUCACACCUGAACACACACCUAAACAAACAAACACACACCUGAACUCAACUAAACACACACCUGAAAACACACGGACCCACACCUGAACUCACCCCUGAACACACACCUGAACUAACACCUGAUUACACCUGAACACAUCCCAGGAGUUGUGAGCAGAUUUGAGUCCCCACCAUGAGUCCAUACCAUGUUUUUUGUUUGUUUCCAAAGAGUUUUUAUUGUGUUUUGACACAUUUUAAGCUUCUGAGAGGGUCAGGCUCUCUGCUUCUGACUUUUCUGCUGCUCCGUAAUAUUUAUUUAUUUAUUUAGUUAUUUAUAUUUUUUACGUAUUUAUUUGAGAGCUUAUAAAUUUAGAAAUUGUCUACUUUUCAAUAUGGAAUGUAAUAACUGGAUGGUGAUGAGAUCUUUUAUAAAUCCGCCUGUCGAGUGUUUUUAGAAAACAUUCGUCUAGAGUUUUUUGCCACGUGUUCAGGAAAUAGAAAUCGAAACAUACUGAGGCUUUGUUGUGGGGUGACGACUCCAUGCGAACGCUUUUUCGUUUUAGAAUUCUGAGCUUGUUUGACAUUUAAUAACUUAAUAACUAAUAACACAUUUACUGUUUGUCUGCAGACGCUUGUUGAAAUUAUCUCCAUUUAUUAGACGAUGGAAAGGAAAGAUUUUUAAGGGGACAUGUAAUCUUUUAUUAGCUCCAUAUUUUAGACAUUCUUUUCAAAAGCAGGAGAAACUUUUAUUUCAUAUUUAAAUAUUUCAUUUCAUAACAAAGUCCAACAAACCAACAACAUUUUUUGCUGAUAGGAGGUAGAAAACAUCAGGAUUCUGCCACAUUUUCCAUAUUAAAUACACACUUUUUCUGCUCUGCUAAAGAAUGUUUAACAUAUAGAACUAAUUUAAUAGUCUUUUUCUUUUUUGGGGUUAAGACUGUCUUAAGAUUUAGUGCUAGUAACGUAAAGACAUUUCUCUUAUCAAUUAAAUUAUAUUUAUUUUUGUCCUGUUCUGGCAAAGAAUGUUUAACAAAUGGAGGUUCUUUCAUUGUCCGUUAACAAAACUGUGAAAAUGUUUGAAAAAUGUAAUAAAAGUAACUGAAUGACCUUUAUAUUAUCAUUCCGUUACUAAAGCGUCAAUAUAUAAUUAUGGGAAUUUAUUAAUGUCUUAAAAACCAGAGUGGUCACAGGAAGCAGCACACAUCAGGCUUCAGGGAAACAUUUUCAUCCUCCUGCUCUUUUACACUUUCAGCUGAAUUCUGAUUUAUUUUAGAAUGAAAUCCUAAAGCUUCUGGUCUCAGGUGGGUUCAGGCCUUUCAGAUGCUAGUUCUGGUCUUUCAGAUGCUGGUUCAGGUCUCGUGCAGGACUGACAUUCUUCCGUGUUUCUUGUUUGAUGAAAAAUAAAAGGAAACAAGGCUGAAGUUUGUGCAAAGAUGAAAACUGUUUACUACUUCUUCCUCGUGGGUUUUGUCAAACAUUUUGUGAUGUCAUCAUAAAACAAACAGCUGAUUCGUGGAUCCUAAAGGCGACCGGCUGCACACCCUGAUGUGGCGAUGCUACCAAAAAAAUAAAAGAAGAGUUAAUCGCGACGACUACUGAACUACAACAUUUCACUGGAACGAGCUGGACUGAUGGACUCUGACCCAGCAGAGACUGGGGACACUGGGGCGUCCUGCGGGGACACUUCAUGAUGUCACAGGCCGUCUAAAUCCUGCACACUGAAGGACUGAGAGCUGAAAUGUGACGUAGUUGCGUGUCAUCGUUUUU